CCUCCCGCGCCCCCGCCCCCUGCCCGCUCGCCGGCCCGGCCGGACCGCACUCCGCGGCGCAGCAUGGGGAGCGGCGCGCUCUGCCUUGCCCUGCUGCUCGUUUGCCCCGGCCUCGCCGACACAGGAUCGGGAUACUCACCCCUAGAAGAUGAUGAAGAUGUGUAUGCACACAAUAGAUAUAAAGAAACACCAUGGUGCUCUCCCAUUAAGGUGAAAUAUGGGUAUGCAAACUGCAGAACACCUCAAGGAGGAUAUUACAAGAAUGUUUUGGGAACAAGAUGCGACAUUCGUUGUCAGAAAGGCUACGAACUUCAUGGUCCUUCACAGCUUAUUUGUCAGUCAAAUAAACGCUGGUCCGGGAAAGUUUUUUGUAAACAAAAACGAUGUCCAACACUGUCUAUGCCAGCUAAUGGAGGGUUCAAGUGCUUAGAUGGGGCAUAUUUUGGCUCCAGGUGUGAGUAUUACUGCUCACCAGGAUAUCAGUUGAAAGGAGAUCGAAUAGUGACCUGUAUGGACAACAAAGUUUGGAGUGGCAGACCAGCUUCCUGUGUAGAUACAGAACCUCCUAGAAUCCAGUGUCCGAGUGUGAAAGAGAAAAUAGCAGAGCCCAAUAAGCUGACAGCCCGAGUGUUCUGGGACACGCCAGAGGGAAGGGACACAGCUGAUGGUAUUUUAACAGAUGUUAUUCUGAAAGGCUUCUCAUCAGGGUCACAUUUUCCAGAAGGUGACCACAAAAUCCAUUACACUGUGUAUGACAGAGCUGAGAAUAAAGGCACUUGCAAAUUUCUGGUUAAAGUCAGAGUCAGGCGCUGUGUUAAACUGAACGCCCCAGAAAAUGGCUACUUAAAAUGUUCAGGUGAUGGAAAUAACUAUGGUGCUACCUGUGAGUUUUUCUGCGUUGGUGGCUAUGACUUGCAAGGAAGCCCUGCUAGAGUAUGCCAGUACAACUUAGGCUGGUCAGGAGUGGAGCCAACCUGUACACCUAUGAAUAUUAAUGUUGCGGUGAGAAGUGCAGCUGCCCUCCUGGAUCAGUUUUAUGAGAAACGGAGACUGCUAAUUAUAUCAACUCCUACUGCAGCCAACUACUUCUACAGGAUACAACUAGGAAUGCUGCAGCCAGCACAGUGUGGGUUAGACCUUCGACAUGUUACAGUGAUUGAACUAGUUGGUGUCGUUCCAGCACUUAUAGGAAGAAUAGGAGUAAAGAUACUGCCUCCACCACUUGCUUUGCAACUCAGGUUGUUGCUGAGAAUCUCCCAAAAUAAUUUCAGCUUACUGGUGAUGGACAAGCAUGGCAUGGACAAAGAGCGUUACCCUUUCCCGGCUACACCUGCUGAGCUCUUUACUCUUAUUGACACUUUCCCUUUGAGAAAAGAAGAGAUGAAGCUGCAAGCAGAAGUUGGUCAGUCAUGUCCCUAAUUGAAAAUCACAGGGUUUCAUCUCUGAGUGAAUUUUUCUACUUACUUAUGUUUCCCCUGGUGCUACAUAAAGCAUGACUUCUCUUUUUAAUCACUGAUGUACAGAUUUUUUUGUGUUUUUUUAAUUCUAUUUUAUUGGGUAGCUUCUCUGCAUAUGAUAUAUGCAUGAUGCUUUUUGUACUUUCAGCCAUCCUUAGAGGAAUUUGUACUGCUACUCCCCCAGGAAAUCUGUGUACAGAUAUUGUGUUGGGUCUCCAAGAAUUAUUUUGAACUUCCCAUUCCAUGUAAAAUUUGAUGUUACUUUCUUACUGUUUAUAAAUCUUUUAAUAAUAAAAUAUUGUUUUGCAUAUCCA
Molecule: messenger RNA, 1771 nt
Organism: Gavialis gangeticus (Gharial)
Lineage: Eukaryota; Metazoa; Chordata; Crocodylia; Gavialidae
Gene: SRPX
Product: sushi repeat containing protein, X-linked
Exons: 10
Coding region: 64-1419 (451 amino acids)
Source: RefSeq, a predicted model, not a curated record